Puma concolor (puma) is the source of this 2628-nucleotide messenger RNA. NCBI's taxonomy places the organism in Eukaryota, Metazoa, Chordata, Mammalia, Carnivora, Felidae. The record is from RefSeq and is a predicted model, not a curated record.
AUGCGGACAUUGAUCCCUGACCACAUUUUACACGGGAUCAUUAAGCAGGUGGUUUGCGAAAAACUGAGCAAGCAGCAAAGACUCAAAGCCAGCCAGUUCCCUAAAACCCGUGAACGGCCCGUGAACAUCUCUGGUUCUAGACCCGUGGCUGAGGACACCAGGGAGCAGGAAUUUGCCUUCGUCUUCUCACCGAGCGCAUCUUCACGUUCUGGCGUCUCAAGACUUGCCUGUGUUCCAGAAGGUUGUGCCAGUCCCUAUGGAGCCGCCGGCAACCAGGAAUCCGCUUUUGGCCUCCAGGGACUUGCCCGUUCUGGACGUUUCCUGUCGGCGGAAUCUUGCAGUCUGGUGGCUGUGCCCAGAGCUCCAGGAUCGAAGAUCGAAGAUCGAGUGCGCGUUAGCAAGGCUGCUGGCGUGACCCCCGCGGCAUGGAAGGUCGGAUUGGACCGGACGGGGAGGCAGAGCCGGAAGGGACUCUGGGGCCCGCAGGUGGCAUCCCCCUGCCCCGGUGGCUCCUCCCCCUCCCAGCUCAGCGACAAGGAUGGGGUCCCCGAGACGGAGCUGGCUCGCCGCCCGCGGGCCCUGCACCCCGGCCGGGGGGCUGCCCUGGGAAGUUGGGGCCAGGCGCGCCGGGUAUGCGCCAUCACCAUGUCCCGCCUGGGCUGGUGGCUCGGUGAGGUCCAGUGGCUGCUCUUGGUGUCGCUCUUCGUCGUGGCCCUGGGCACGGUGGGCCUGUACCUGGCGCAGUGGGCGCUGGCCAGGGCGCGACCCCGGCCCCCGCGGCGGGCUGCCGAGCCUGGCGAGGGCCGGCGCCCCGAGUCGGACGCGCUGCUCGCCUGGAUCCUGACGCUGAACAGCUGGAGGAACCAGUGGCAGGCCGCCUGGGUGACCGCCCUGAAUGAUGAGGCCGAACGGAAAGGGGGCCCGCUGCUCCUGUCCUUCGAGGAGGACCCGCUGUGGCAGCCCCUGGGGCUAGAGGUGCACCGGGUCUCCAGCGUGGCCAGGUCAGCCCAGGAGAAGUGUCUGCGGGCCACCAAGGAACCAAGGAGCACCCGCUCUCAGGGUGCCCGGUGCUGGACUUUUUCCUGCAACCCCUGGAGACCCCCGGGCGCCAAACUAAUCGCCUUGGCAGAUGUCUUGCUCAUCAGCAAAUGCCCCACUGCCAUGUCCUACGCUGAAAGCCGCACCCAGCGGGCUUUGCCUCAGGGAUGCGGUGAGGAGAGCAGUCACCUGCCCGUCCGGCUGCACGGCGACGGUUAUGAAAUGAUUGGGUGGCUUGUCUUCUUCCGGCAGGAGCGGGCGGCUGAGAUGAAAGCAGUGUCUGAAACCCUCAAGGAUAUCUUGAAGCACCUGGUUGGUUCUGCCUCGCCGUCGGUGGUUCUGAGGACCAAGCCUGUGGAUGUGAGGGAAGUUCAGAACCUGCAGCACACUGCACCCAGCCCUCAGGAAUCCUGCCCUCCCAAACCUCCAAGGGCCCACGAACUCAAGCUGUCGGUGAAUAACAUCCGGGCCUCGCUGCUGCACGAUCCCGGUGCUUCAGGCUACGUGAACCCACAGUGUGUAGUUCGGCUGAAUGAUCCCGUUCAGAAGUUCAGCGCCCUCGCGAAAAACGCUACGGACCUCACCUGGGAAGAAGAAUUCACCUUCGAGUUGAAUGCCAAGUCGAAGGAGCUGUACUUGGAGAUUUCAGAGGAAGAACAAUCAUCAGGAGCUCUGUCGGCGGUGACGACCAUUCCCUUAGAUUUAUUCAAGAAGCAGCCUGCGGGGCCACAGAGCUUUACGCUGACCAGCGGCCCCUCCUUCGGCAGCUCGGUGCUGGGUUCGGUCACCGCAGAGUUCUCUUACGUAGAGCCCGGCGAAGCGAAAUCCUGGCAGACCGCUCCGCCCGCUCCUGCUGCGAAGGUGGAAAAAGACCGCAUGGUGAUGCCCUGUGGGACCGUGGUCACUACUGUCACUGCCGUGAAAACCAAGCCGCGUGUCGACACGGGGAGGGCGUCCCCGCUGAGCUCGGAGUCUCCCCUGAAGACACCUGUCAAGGUGAAGGUCGUUGAGAAGGACAUCUCUGUCCAAGCCGUCUCCUGUCACGGCGCCCCUGUCAGUAAGACGUUCUCUUCUUCGGACACAGACCGGGCGGGGCCAGACUCCGCCGCCGUCCACAUGCAUUUGACGUGGGAGAGCCAGCAGGCGCCCCUCGUCCCCUCUGGACAGACGCCGGCGGCUUUGGUCUAUGUCACGGCCACCGAAGCAUCCGCGGGCUCGCUGACAUCCUGCAGGCAGGUCGAGGCGCACCAAGUUGAGGGCUUCGGGACCCUCUUUUCGGGGGCACAUGGCACUUCUUCACCAUUUACACCCUUCCUAAUGCAGGAGAGAGGGAUUUUAAGGAAGGGCGCAAAGCUGUUCUUCCGCCGGCGACAUCAACAGAAGGACCCUGGCAUGAGCCAGUCGCACAACGACCUCGUGUUCCUGCAGCAGCCGGAGGGGGCCCGGAGGAAGGGGGCGACGCUCACCAGGAUCCUCAACAAGAAGCUCCUCUCCAGGCACAGGAGCAAGAGCGCCAUGAACGGGGCCCCGGCGGACCCCGCGGCCGGCGGCCUCCCCCACCAGGACGCGGGAAGACGCGUGCCCCCCUAA